Messenger RNA from Vigna unguiculata (cowpea), 761 nucleotides. Its product is annotated as protein translation factor SUI1 homolog. Gene Ontology annotation, biological process: translational initiation. Gene Ontology annotation, molecular function: translation initiation factor activity. NCBI's taxonomy places the organism in Eukaryota, Viridiplantae, Streptophyta, Magnoliopsida, Fabales, Fabaceae. The record is from RefSeq and is a predicted model, not a curated record.
GCACAUGCAACACACGUGCCGCUCUCAAGUUCAUUAUUAAAUAGAUCCCUUCUCUUCCAUACCUCAGCGCGUUGCAGACAUAGAAAGCAAUCACACCUUCACUUCAGCCUUAUCCAAUUUAGGGUUUCGGUUCUUGACCCUACCUUUGACGUAUCGAAACCUUAAAUUUAGGAUCAGGUCUGAACAAUCUGGUUGGUGGAACCUUUGGUGAUAGAGAGUCAAGUUUUAUGUCUGAAUUAGACGCUCAAAUUCCUACUGCCUUCGAUCCUUUUGCUGAGGCAAAUGCUGAUGACUCGGGUGCUGGGUCAAAGGAGUAUGUGCAUAUUCGCGUGCAACAGCGCAAUGGUAGGAAAAGCCUGACAACUGUUCAGGGAUUGAAAAAAGAAUUCAGCUAUAACAAGAUACUUAAAGACGUUAAGAAAGAGUUCUGUUGCAAUGGCACAGUUGUUCAGGACCCAGAACUAGGACAGGUUAUUCAACUUCAAGGUGAUCAGCGGAAAAAUGUUUCUGCCUUCCUAGUCCAGGCUGGUAUUGUGAAGAAGGAGCAUAUCAAGAUUCAUGGUUUCUGAGCGAUUGGAGUCUCAAGUAUCCAGACUUACCUGCCAAAAUAUGUGCUGGACAUAGAUAAUUUGAGUUGUCUGUUACUGUGGUAUAUCAAGUGUGUUCUGGUAUUUAACUAUGUGUGGGAUUAUGGACUUUGGAACAUUGUGUGUUAUUUGCUUAAGACGUAUAUGAAAAACCAGUUUAAUGGACUUCUUUUC